AUGGAGAAACCAUCAACAUGUGGGGAUGGUGAGAAAGGAUUCCGGUUCCAAUCUGUGCUGGAAACUCAUCAACAUGUUCACACUGGGGAGAAGCCGUUCAACUGCUCUCAGUGUGGGAAGGGAUUCACUCAGUUAUCCAACCUGCAGACACACCAGCGGGUUCACACUGGGGAGAGGCCAUUCACCUGCUCUGAGUGUGGGAGUGGAUUCACUCAGUUAUCCAACCUGCAGACACACCAGCGAGUUCACACCGGGGAGAGGCCAUUCACCUGCUCCAUGUGUAGAAAGAGAUUCAGUCGGUUAUCAAGCCUGGUGACACACCGUCGAUUUCACACUGGAGAGAGACCAUUCAACUGCUCUGUGUGUGGGAAGGGAUUUAGUGAUUCAUCCACUCUCCUCACUCACCAGCGAGUUCACACUGGAGAGAAGCCAUUCACCUGCUCUGAUUGUGGGAAAGGAUUCAGUCGGUCAUCCAACCUGCAGACACACCAGCGAGUUCACACUGGGGAGAGACCGUUCACCUGCCCUGUGUGUGGGAAGGGAUUCACUCAGCUAUCCAAGAUGCUGACACACCAGCGAGUUCACACCGGGGAGAGGCCGUUCACCUGCUCUGAAUGUGGGAAGGGAUUCUCUGAUUCAUCCAUCCUGCUGAGACACCAGCGAGUUCACACUGGGGAGAGGCCAUUUCCCUGCUGUCAGUGUGGGAAGGGAUUCACUCAGUUAUCCAGCCUGCAAACACACCAGCGAGUUCACACCAGGGAGAGGCCAUUCACCUGCUCUCAGUGUGGGAAAGGAUUCACUCAGUUAUCCAGCCUGCAGAGACACCAACGUCGAGUUCACACUGGGGAGAGUCCGUUCACCUGCUCCGAGUGUGGGAAGGGAUUCACUCAGUUCUCCAGCCUGCAGACACACCAGCGAGUUCACACUGGGGAGAGACCGUUCUCUUGCUCUGAGUGUUGCAAGGGAUUCACUGAUCCAUCCAACCUGUGGAAGCACCAACAAGUUCACACUGGAGAGAGGCCGUUCACCUGCUCUAAGUGUAGAAAGGGAUUCUGUGAUUCAUCACAUCUGCUGAUACACCAGCGAGUUCACACCGGGGAGAAACCAUUCCCCUGCUCUGAGUGUGGGAAGGGAUUCACUCAGUUCUCAAACCUGCUGACUGACCGGCGACUUCACACUGGAGAGAGGCCC
This is a messenger RNA of Carcharodon carcharias (great white shark), 1191 nucleotides long. Its product is annotated as zinc finger protein 229-like. The annotation marks the transcript as partial. Gene Ontology annotation, molecular function: DNA-binding transcription activator activity, RNA polymerase II-specific; RNA polymerase II cis-regulatory region sequence-specific DNA binding. Gene Ontology annotation, biological process: regulation of transcription by RNA polymerase II. The record is from RefSeq and is a predicted model, not a curated record. The transcript has 2 exons. Lineage: Eukaryota; Metazoa; Chordata; Chondrichthyes; Lamniformes; Lamnidae. Gene Ontology annotation, cellular component: nucleus.